Molecule: messenger RNA, 1594 nt
Organism: Raphanus sativus (radish)
Lineage: Eukaryota; Viridiplantae; Streptophyta; Magnoliopsida; Brassicales; Brassicaceae
Product: pentatricopeptide repeat-containing protein At4g14190, chloroplastic-like
Exons: 2
Coding region: 17-1495 (492 amino acids)
Molecular function (GO): protein binding
Source: RefSeq, a predicted model, not a curated record
ACAAAAACCAAACCGGAUGAGCUUCGUCGUCAUGGAGAAUCUGACGGCGCAGUUUCUACCUCCUCCGCUAUGGAACUCGAACACAAGAUUUCUCACUUCCUUAAUCGCUAAACCUAAUCUCAUUUCCCUCCGCCGCUCGUUACCGCCGCUGUCUCUCGAUUGUUCCGCCGAAGACCACCCGACACAAUCCACCUCUCUUCUCAAUUCAUUACGGCGACGACUCAGACAUCCCGGUUCUUGUCCUCUACGGCUGCUUCAAGAGGAUGGAGACUGGAGCAAAGACCAAUUCUUCGCCGCGAUACGAUUCUUCCGUCACUCCUCAAGACUCCACCACAUUCUUCCUGUGUUCGAUGCGUGGAAGAAGCUAGAGCCUUCUUCACGUAUAAACGAAGCUAACUACGAGAAGAUCAUAAGCCUUCUUUGCGCGGAGAGAUCGAUGAUGGACGAAGCGGUUCGAGCUUUACAAUCCAUGACUCAUGAUUACAAGAUGAACCCGUCUUUACGAAUCUACAAUUCAAUCAUCCGCGGUUACGCUGACGACGGGAAGUUCGAGGAAGCAUUGUCGUUCUUGAAUGGGAUGAAAGAGAACGGUGUGUCGCCGGAAACCGAGACUUACGACGGGUUGAUUCAAGGGUACGGUAAGCGGGGAAUGUACGAUGAGAUUGUUUCGUGCGUGGAGAGAAUGGAGUCUGAGGGGUGUUUGCGUGACGGCGUUACUUGUAAUCUACUCGUGCGCGAGUUUGCUAGAGGAGGGUUGCUUGGGAGGAUGGAGAGAAUGUAUCAGAGUUUGAUGUCGAGGAAGAUGACUCUGGAGCCUGUUACUUUGGUGUCGAUGCUUGAAGCUUAUGCGGAGUUUGGGGUGUUGGAGAAGAUGGAGGAGACGUAUGACAAGGUUAUGAGGUUUGGGAUCUGUCUGGAUGAGGAGUUGGUUAGGAGGUUAGCGUGUGUUUACAUUGAUAACCUCAUGUUCUCGAGGCUUGAUGAUUUGGGUCGUGGCAUUCGGAGGAGUGAUCUGGCUUGGUGUCUGAGGGGUCUAUCCCAUGCAUGUCUUGUGAGUCGGAAAGGUUUGGAUUAUGUUGUUAAAGAGAUGAGCGAAGAAGCCGGGAGAGUUCCUUGGAGUACAAGUUUUGCUAAUAUCGUGCUGUUAGCUUACUCGAAGAUGGGAGAUUUCAGGAGCGUUGAGCUGUUGCUCUCCCAGCUACAGAGGAGGAGAGGUGUGAAACUUGAUCUUGUGACUGUAGGAAUUGUCUUCGACUUGAGCGUGGGCGUGGCUGGGUUCGAUGGUACUGCGGUUUUUAUGAGCUGGAAGAAGAGUGGGUUUCUUGAUAAGGAUGCGGAGAUGAAGACUGACCCAUUGGUUCAUGCUGCUUUGGGGGAAGGGCAGUUUCUUAGAAGCUGCAAUGAAGUGAUGAAGCAGUCUCUUGAAGAAUCAAAGUCAUGGACUUAUCAGUAUCUAUUAGAAGUUGUGGUUAAGAAUCAGAAAAUUGAAACUUAGUGUAUGUUAAUUUCAGUGUGAUGAUUGCACAAUUACUUCAUUUGUGUAAAGUGACUGACUACUGUUGAUAACAUAUUUAUUAACGCUUAUUAAAACAGA